Molecule: messenger RNA, 1675 nt
Organism: Oryza sativa Japonica Group (Japanese rice)
Lineage: Eukaryota; Viridiplantae; Streptophyta; Magnoliopsida; Poales; Poaceae
Product: oligouridylate-binding protein 1
Molecular function (GO): mRNA binding
Source: RefSeq, a predicted model, not a curated record
AGUCAGUCCACUCCACUCCCCAAACCUUCUCGACCCUUCUUCUCCCCUCCCCUCCCCCCACCGUCGCGCGCGGCGUCGCCUUCCUCCUCCGCCUCCGCCGCGCUACAACCCUAGGCCCUCCCGGCGACGGUGGGGAGCGCCCGCGCGAUGCUGCCGCAGCAGCAGCAGCAGCAGAAGCAGCAGGCGGCGGCGCUGAUGCCGCCGUCCAUGUACGCGAUGCCGCCACCGCCGCCGCUCCACCACCACCACCACCCGCUCCUCGCCGCCGCGCCGCCCCAGCAGCAGAUAGAGCCAAUCCUUACUGGAAAUCUGCCUCCUGGCUUUGAUACGAGUACAUGCCGCAGUGUAUAUGUUGGCAAUGUUCAUGUUCAAGUCACAGAGGCACUUCUCCGAGAGGUUUUUCAGAGUACUGGUUUAGUUGAAGGAUGCAAGCUUAUACGAAAAGAGAAGUCAUCUUAUGGCUUUGUUGACUACUAUGACCGCAGAUCAGCUGCAUUAUCAAUUUUGACACUUAAUGGAAAGCAAAUUUUUGGGCAGCUUAUCAGAGUUAAUUGGGCAUAUGCUAGUGGGCAGAGGGAGGACACAACAGACCAUUUCAAUAUUUUUGUUGGUGAUCUUAGCCCAGAGGUUACUGAUUCCGCAUUAUUUGCAUUCUUCUCUGGAUAUUCCAGUUGCUCUGAUGCCCGAGUUAUGUGGGAUCAAAAGACUGGAAGAUCUAGAGGUUAUGGCUUUGUUUCCUUCAGGAAUCAACAGGAUGCACAAAGUGCCAUAAAUGACCUAAAUGGACAAUGGCUUGGAAGUCGGCAGAUACGCUGCAACUGGGCAACAAAGGGUGCCAGCAAUGGCGAGCAGCAGACUUCAGAUUCAAAAAACGUAGCUGAUCUGACUAACAAUUUGACAGAAGACGGGAAGGAGAAAGCAAAUGAAGAUGCCCCAGAGAACAAUCCACAGUACAGAACUGUUUAUGUUGGAAACCUUGCUCACGAGGUUACUCAAGAUGUGCUCCAUCGUCUUUUCCACGCACUUGGAGCUGGGGCCAUUGAGGAGGUCCGGAUCCAGCUUGGCAAAGGAUUUGGCUUCGUCAGAUACAGCAACCACGCAGAAGCCGCCCUCGCAAUCCAGAUGGGAAACGGUCGCAUUCUAGGUGGUAAACCAAUCAAGUGUUCCUGGGGCAACAAGCCGACGCCACCCGGCACCACGUCGGCGCCUCUGCCCCCUCCCGCCGCUCCCAGCGUGACGGCGGCCGAUCUCCUCGAGUACCAGCGCAGCCUCGCCUUGAGCAAGAUGGUGUCAAGCCAGGCGCUGAUGCAGGCUCAGGCACAGCAGCAUCUGAAGCAGGCAAUGGGGAUGGGUGCAGGCGUGAGCCAGGCCAUGUAUGAUGCCAGCUUCCCCAACGUUGGCCCCUCGCAGCAGCAGCUCAUGUACUACUGAAUAAAAUUCCUGCGAGCUCGUCGCUGUAAUUUGUGACUCGAUCAGUCUGAUCUCUUUUUUUUUCUGGUUUUGUUUUAGCUAAUGUUACUUUUUUUACGUCUAUAUUUAGAGUGUUUCUGGAGCUAUUUUCGAUGUUGUUUCGUACAUGGAUGGAUGGAGAAUGUGUAAUGGUAUAUGUGUGUGAAGGAUGUAAGCUGACAAUUUUAUAUAAUCUUAGUCUAAUGUUAUUGCUGCCAGCCUGCCA